GAGUAGUUAACUCUCUCGCUCUCUCUCUCUGUCUCUUCACUCCGCUCACGUCGACUCACCAUUACCCAGAGAGAGCUGAAGCUCUGAGGUCUGGAUCCGGAGCUCCAUUUGCAUACCCUUUGAGCUUCCCGAGCUUUCCCGGGAAGAGGAGGCCGCCCCUUCUUCAUGGGCCGGAACUCUCCCCCGGACAUGGAUGACAGCCCCAGCAGCGCCACAUUCGGCUCGAUCCGCGAUCGCUUCCCGGUCAAGCGCAACCCCAGCCACCACCACGAUGCCGAUCACUUCCGGGACUACCACGGCCGCUCCGCCCGCGGCCGGUUCGCCCGGAGCCGCUUCAACCGCAAGGGCCUCUUCUGGCUGUUCCCAUUCCGCGGCAAGUCCCUCUUCUACGCGGCGAUACUGUUCGCCGUGUUCGUGUUCGCGCUGGCGUCUAUGGUGCUUCAGAGCUCGAUCACGUCCGUCUUUGGCCGCCAGGGGAGCGAGCGCGCGAGGAUGCUCAAGGAAGGGCUCAAGUUCGGGAGCACGCUGCGGUUUGUGUCCCCGCUUCAGCAGCUGGUGGAGGGCGGAGGCCUGGAUCGAGCCCGGCUCGAGAGGAGGAUCGGAGUUCGUCCGCCGAGGAUUGCUCUUAUAUUAGGCAACAUCAAGAUGGACGCGCAGUCAUUAAUGCUAUUUACUGUAGUGAAGAAUCUACAGAAACUCGGUUAUAUGUUUAAGAUAUAUGCUGUUGAAGAUGGUGAAACACGUACUGUGUGGGAGACUGUUGGCAGUCAAAUUUCGAUCCUAGGUCCUGAGCAAUCUGGCCAUAUUGAUUGGUCAAUUUAUGAAGGCAUAAUGGUCAACUCUGUUGAAGCAAAAGAGGCCAUUUCAAGCCUUAUGCAGGAGCCUUUUUGUUCACUGCCCUUUAUAUGGAUAGUACAAGAGGACAUUCUUGCAAAGCGGCUCCCAUUUUAUGAGGAAAUGGGUUGGAAUCAUCUUAUUUCCUUAUGGAAGGGUGCAUUUAGUAGGGCAGACAUCGUCCUGUUUUCUGACUUCACUAUGCCGAUGUUAUAUAGUAUGCUUGACACUGGAAACUUCUUUGUGAUUCCUGGAUCACCAGUAGAUGUGUGGUCUGCAGAGAAGUACCUCGAGACCCACGUUAAGUAUCAGUUGAGGGAGCAGUAUGGACUCCAUGAAGAUGAUUUGGUGGUUUUAGUUAUUGGGAGUUCUUUCUUCUACAAUGAGCUGACAUGGGAUUAUGCAGUCGCAAUGCAUACCAUCGGACCUCUACUUGUCAAGCAUGCUAGGAGAAAUGAUGCAGGAAGGUCUUUCAAAUUUGUCUUCUUGUGUGGUAACUCCACAGAUGGACGUGAUGAGGCUUUGCAGGAGGUUGCGUCACGUCUAGGACUUCUCCCUGGUUCAGUUCGGCAUUUUGGCAUGAAUGCUGAUGUAAAUGGUGCCUUGUUUAUGGCAGACAUUGUUCUUUAUGGUUCUUCCCAGGAUGAACAGGGUUUUCCACCAUUACUUAUACGAGCUAUGACAUUUGGGAUUCCUCUUGUUGUACCGGAUAUUCCUAUCAUAACAAAAUAUGUUAUUGAUGGUGUGCAUGGAAUCAUUUUUCCAAAGCUUAAUCCUGAUGCUUUGAUGAAGGCAUUUUCCCUUUUGAUAUCAGAUGGUAGACUCUCUGAGCUGUCUCUUGCUGUUGCUUCAUCUGGAAAACUGCUUGCAAAAGACAUGUGGGCAUCAGAAUGUGUAACUACAUAUGCAAAGCUUCUUGAGAACAUUCUUCAUUUUCCAUCAGAUGUUGUUUUGCCUGGUACUGUUUCUCAGCUUCAGCAGUUGACAUGGGAGUGGAAUUUUAUUGCAAAUCAAGAAACGAGUGACAUGCCUAAACUAGAUCAUGAGGAUAUUCGCUUACCAAAAUUUAGUGUUGUUUAUGAUCUGGAGGAAGAGUUGGGCGAACAUCCUAGAGUCGCCUUUGAAAAUGACACUGGUAUUCUUCUGCAAGAUUUCCCCAGUGAAGAUGAUUGGGAAGUUUUGCAGGGGAUAGAACAGUUUGAAGAGUCUGAGAAGGUAGAAAUGGAAGAGCUUGAAGAAAGAAUGGAGAAAGAUCCUGGUGAAUGGAAUGAUAUAUAUCGCAACGCGCGCAAGUCGGAGAAGCUUAACUUCGAAUCAAAUGAAAGGGAUGAAGGAGAAUUAGAAAGAACAGGACAGCCAGUGUGUAUAUACGAGAUAUAUGGAGGAUCUGGAGCUUGGCCAUUUUUGCAUCAUGGUUCUUUAUACCGGGGCUUAAGUCUUUCAAAGAGAGCAAGAAGGUUGAGAUCGGAUGAUGUGGAUGCAGUUGGUCGGCUCUCUCUCCUUAAUGAUACUUAUUUCCGGGAUCUUCUCUGUGAGAUGGGAGGAAUGUUUGCAAUUGCAAACAAGGUUGAUAACAUUCAUAAGAGGCCUUGGAUUGGAUUUCAAUCCUGGCGUGCUUCUGGUAGAAAGGUUUCUUUGUCUACAGCAGCAGAGAAAGUUUUGGAAGAGAUGAUACAAGGGAAACCUAAAGGUGAUGUCAUAUACUUUUGGGCACGGUUGGACAUGGAUGGUGGAGUUGCAGGAAUGGAAGAUGUCCUUACAUUUUGGUCGAUGUGUGAUAUGUUGAAUGGUGGAGGCUGCAGAAAUGCUUUUGAGCAUGCGUUCCAAAAGAUGUACUCAUUACCACCUCAAAUGGAAGCUCUGCCUCCAAUGCCUGAAGAUGGUGGUUACUGGUCCACUCUUCAUAGCUGGGUCAUGCCGACCCCUUCAUUUCUUGAGUUUAUGAUGUUCACUCGGAUGUUUGCUGACUCUCUGGCCUCCUUGCAUGUAAAUUCUAGCUCAAGCAACUUCUGUUUGAUGGGUUCCACGGAACUUGAGAAAAGGCACUGUUACUGUCGUGUUCUGGAGCUUCUGAUCAAUGUGUGGGCCUAUCAUAGUGCAAGGAAGAUGGUCUACAUGGACCCGCACACGGGUUUGCUGUUGGAGCAGCAUCCGAUUGAGCUAAGGAGAGGGUUCAUGUGGUCAAAGUACUUCAACUUCACGCUUCUCAAGAGCAUGGACGAAGACCUAGCAGAAGCUGCCGAUGAUGGUGAUUACCCUUCGGAGCAAUGGCUAUGGCCGUUAACAGGUGAAAUCCACUGGCAAGGGGUCUAUGACAGGGAGAGGGAGGAGAGGUACAGGCUGAAGAUGGACAAGAAGAGGAAAACCCGAGAGAAACUGUACGAGAGGAUGAAAUUCGGGUAUAAGCAGAAAUCACUCGGGAGAUGAGAGCAGAGAAUUAUUUGUUUUGCCUUGGAAACUUUGUCAAGGCAUAUCUGUCCAAGGGUGCCCCAACGAGACACUCGCGAUAUAGCUUGGAGAUGCAUAAGAUUUGAGGGAGUCGGGUUAUUCCUUCUAACCAUAUGGCAGCAUUGAUCCUGUCAUUACCACUUUGAAAUUGAUCUCUUCAUUCUUUACGGAGGCAAGCAGGUAAGAUUGAGAAGCAGCUUCCUCUGAGAUGGAUAUUUCUUUGCAUUUUCCGUAAGUUUUAGUUCGAUAGGUUUGAUUGAGGUGGCGGGAGUAUAUAACCAGAAUUCGAGAGCGCUGGAGUUUAGAUUCGAUUUUGUUCUUUAACACUAUGAUUAAGAAGUUUCAUAGUUAGGGAGAGUCUCUAAUUCUUUUCCUCUGUACAUGCGAUCUGCUAUAUGAGAAGGAGAUUUUCAUGAGAGUUCGGAUUUUAAUUUCCAUUAGAAAUAGAAGCUUCUAAUUUUUUUUUUCCGAGUUCGGAACCUACUUGUUACUUUCGACUAGUCUUAUUCAAGUUCUACAAAAUCAUUGAA
Molecule: messenger RNA, 3812 nt
Organism: Punica granatum (pomegranate)
Lineage: Eukaryota; Viridiplantae; Streptophyta; Magnoliopsida; Myrtales; Lythraceae
Source: RefSeq, a predicted model, not a curated record